Molecule: messenger RNA, 2217 nt
Organism: Oryza sativa Japonica Group (Japanese rice)
Lineage: Eukaryota; Viridiplantae; Streptophyta; Magnoliopsida; Poales; Poaceae
Product: protein NRT1/ PTR FAMILY 8.5
Biological process (GO): transmembrane transport
Cellular component (GO): membrane
Molecular function (GO): transmembrane transporter activity
Source: RefSeq, a predicted model, not a curated record
GAGACACUGACAUGGAAGGCUCUAGUCAGUCAUUGCCCUACUCGCUUUAAUUAUACAGCAAAAGAAUGACAAAAGGCAUGGCCCUCGUUCUUUCAUGUCCUUCUUUUGAGGCUUCUUCUUCUUCUUCUUCAGGACUGUAAGCUUGUGAGGCAGAGUUGUUGGACAAGAGGAAAAUAGCCACAGCAGGGUCGGCACAAUGGAAGGCUCCAUUACUGACGCCAAACUACCUCUUCUUCCUCUCCUCAAUGGCACACCUUCUCUGCAGGAGGAAGGUCCAUACACAGGCAAUGGAUCAGUUGAUGUCAAAGGCAAUCCAGCAUCUAAAACACACACUGGGAAAUGGAAGGCAUGCUACUCUAUUCUAGGUGGCGAAUUUUGCGGCGCAUUGGCGUACUACGCAGUAGGGACCAACCUGGUGAGCUACCUGACCAAGGUACAGGGACAGAGCAAUGUCACUGCUGCUAGCAACAUCGCUGCUUGGCAGGGUAACUGCUACCUCACCACAAUACUCGGCGCGUUCCUCGCAGACUCCUAUUGGGGAAGGCACCGCACAAUCGUCGUCUCCCUGACCACCUUUACCUUUGGAAUGGUUCUACUCACACUUUCAGCAGUGGUUCCACCAAACAUGCACAGAUCAAUGGCAACCUUUCCUCAGGAGGCAUUGUCCUCUCUUGGCCUCUACAUGACAGCUCUGGGCUUGGGUGGCAUAUGGCCAUGUGUGCCGACAUUCGGAGCCGAUCAGUUCGACGACACCGACGUUUCAGAGAAGGCGCAGAAGGAGCUCUUCUACAACUGGUACUACUUCGCUGUCAAUGGCGGGUUCUUCGUCGCGAGCACGGUUAUAGUGUGGGUUCAGGAUAACUGUGGUUGGGGACUGGGUUUUGGGAUCCCUACACUGUUCUCGGUCAUCGGCGUUGUCGGAUUCCUUGCGAGUAUGAGGUUUUACAGGUACCAGAAACCCGGCGGUAGCGCGCUUACUAGGAUCUGCCAGGUUGUCGUGGCGGCGUUUCGCAAGGUCCACGUGGACGUGCCAAGUGACAGCUCUCUGCUCUAUGAGAUGCCAGGGAAGGAGUCUGCCAUUGUUGGCAGCAGGAAGCUGAUGCACACUGAUGGACUCAGGUUCUUUGACCGAGCUGCCACUAUCACUGCAUCCGAUGAAGCAUCAGCUAGUCGUCCAUGGAAGCUGUGCACGGUGACGCAGGUGGAGGAGCUCAAGAUCUUUGCGAGGAUGCUCCCCAUCUUCCUCACCGGAGUAAUCUUCAACACCGCCGAGGCCUGCUUCCCGCUGUUCGUCGAGCAGGGAGGCGCCAUGGACAACCACGUCGCCGCCGCCUUCGCCUUGCCACCGGCGUCGCUGACGACCUUCACCUGCGUCUGCAUCCUCGUCCUCGCGCCGACAUACGACAGGGUCCUCAUGCCGGCGGUGAGCAGGCUCACCGGCGUCAAGCGCGGCCUCUCCGAGCUGCACCGCAUCGGCGUCGGAAUGGUCUUCGCCGUUCUCGCGCUCGCCGCCGCCGCGGCCGUUGAGACGGCGCGCCUCCGCAGCGUGGAGGCGGAUGCUCCGGCGGUGAGCAUCCUGUGGCAGGCGCCGCAGUACGUGCUCGUCGGGGUGGCGAAGGUGUUCGGCGUCGUUGGGUACAUCGAGUUCGCGUACGAGCAGAGCCCCGACGCCAUGAGGAGCUUGUGCCAGGCGUGCUCGCUCAUCAUGGUCACCCCCGGGAGCUACCUCCUCUCCGCCAUGCUCACCAUCAUCAGCUCCGUCACCGGCGGCGGCGGCGGCCAUGGCGGAUGGAUCCCGGAGAAUCUGAACGAGGGACAUCUCGAUCGAUUCUUCUGGUUGAUGGCGGCGUUGCAGCUCAUCAACCUCAUCGCCUUCGUCUGCUGCGCUGCCACCUACAAACGCAAGCUGCCUACCACUUGACUUUUUAUUUCUUUUUGUGUAUGUGUGUUUUCAGCUAAUUAAUUAAUUAGUCCUAGUAAUAAAAUUGCCUUGGAAGUGCCUAUGUAGUGUAGGGUUGAAUCAAUUAUAAAUGUGCUAUUUGUGAUAUGUGUAAACCUCAUCGGAGGUUUUUUUAGAUGUUUAAACGUCGGUUUUUUAAUUAACAGCAGGACAACAAUAAAUACUUUGCCAUUUUCUAAUUUCUGUAAUAUUCUAAAAAACCAAUUUCAUGUACCUUUGCUUAUUAUCACUAGUAAAAGUGAUCCUAAUUGUUGAUU